Molecule: messenger RNA, 3307 nt
Organism: Morone saxatilis (striped sea-bass)
Lineage: Eukaryota; Metazoa; Chordata; Actinopteri; Moronidae
Gene: itprip
Product: inositol 1,4,5-trisphosphate receptor interacting protein
Exons: 2
Coding region: 196-1809 (537 amino acids)
Cellular component (GO): membrane
Source: RefSeq, a predicted model, not a curated record
GAAAUGUGUAAGAAAAAAGCUCAAAGUGUUCCCUCGUUGUGCGCAUGAGUUGGAUGAGGCUGCGUUCACAGGAGGGAGCCCGCCACAGGAGUUUAUCACCAUGAACUCAGCCAGAAAACAGAGCAAAGGAUCUGAGCUUCAGCUGCCCGGACGUCUACUCGGUGCUUAAAUGUGUACGUUAAAAAGGAGCUGAAGAUGCAGGGGGCCAUUGCACGUGUGUGUGUGGUGGUGGCCGCUGCCAUAUUAAACCACCCCUUGCUGUUUCCUCAAGAGAACACCACACUCCCGGAGCAGGACGAGGUGCUGAUGGCUCGCAUGCGGGAGCAUGAAGAGAGGCUGGAAAUGGAGCAGGCCAAGCUGGAGAAAGAGCUUUCACAGCUGGAGUCACAGCAGGAAGAAACCACCCCGGAGGAGGGUUACAGCUGGUACUUCUGGAGCACUGUGUCCUUCGUCAUAUUCUUCACUAUCGAGAUGUACAGGGUGGAUGUUGCCGACACAGAAAUCAAGCCAGUUGAGGAUGAAGACAUAUUUUCAGAGAGUGGAUCAGUCACCCCCAUAACGGUGGUACUCGAUAAAGAUGUCCUGAGAAACUUCUGUGACAAAUGCAGCUACGCUUCAUCUCAUGAAAACUGGAGGGUGAGGGAGUUUGUCGAGGGUUUCGCCGAUGACCUGCUGGAAUCGCUCAGGAGCGUGUGCGACAGGGAGGCAGACAUGGAAGUCGGGGACUUUGUCGGGAUUGGAAGCAUGUUCGAGUCUUGGAAGGUGUGUAAGCCACUGAUGUGCGACCUGAUCGUGCCUUUCUCGCCUCCGGAUCCGUACUCCUUCCAGUUCCAUCUGUGGUGCAACCCCUCCAGCGACGUGCCUCCGGACAUGCAGGGCUGUGGCAAGAUAAAAGUGACCAGGUUUGGGGAGAACGAUGAGGGCUGUCUCUGUGGCUCUGCUAACCUGGGAGAGGACAUGCUGUGUCUGUUGCACGGCAGGAACGACACGCUCAAAGUGGACCGCAGUCCUGAUGAACUGCUGUGCUCCAGGAACACACCUUUCUUAGCCAAAGAUCGAGUCAUGAAGUGGUUUCAGAUCUCUGUAACCAAAGCGUGGGGACGCAUCUCUCACAAGUACGACUUUGAGGUCACUUUUCGCAACCUGGAUGCCGCCGGUGCUCUGAAGAUCCGAUUCCGUUCGGGGAAAGUCAUCGUAAUGAACAUCAUACCGGUGGUACAGCUGGAGGAUACAGACGCCUAUUUUGUCUCACACUUUCCCUCAGAUUGUGACAGCUCUCCCGACCCAUACUGGCCCCUCUCUUUUGCUGCCUACGAAAGGAAUUUGCUGAAACAUUUUGCCAAACGCCUACCACAAAAUUCCUGUCAUUUGCACUGCCUACAGAUUGUUACUUUCCUGCACAGAAAGCAGACAGGGCUCACAGGUGUGAGUGCCCUCACUAACUAUCACCUAAAGACCGCUCUGUUGCACUUGUUGCUGACUAAAAGGCCCUCGGUGUGGGGCAUUGAGAGUAUGGAGCACAGACUUCGGGAUGUGCUCAGCUUCUUGCAGAGGAGCCUGCGGGAGAAGAGACUUCAUCACGUUCUGAUCGGGAACAGUAAAGUGCCAGAGGACGUCCGGGUUCCUGAGAUAAUUCGCAAAGCGGAGCCCAUCAAUCUGUUUCGGUCUCUGGUGUUGCAGAGGGAGCUUCAUGCAGCUACAACGAGGCACUUCCACGAGAUGUUGAGAAAUGCACCAGUGCUUAUACGAGAGUACACACCUCACUUAUCAAAUGGAGGUCUACACCGCAGCCUGGAUGAAAGCGUGUGAGCUUCAGUGUUACUAAGAGUCAUACGCAAGUACUGAAAUGAAAGGUGCGCAUACAACAGUUAUUUUAGUUACGGGCAAUAUCUUAGAUGUGGUUUUUGCUGCAGCUGCUCUCUUUACAUUAAACAAGGUAGCCAGUGUGUUGAGAAUCUGGCCUUCAAACAAUGCAUAAGCAGCAUUUCUGUCUGUAAAAUCUAGUGGCAAAACAGUGCCUUCCCUACAAGAUUUUAUGGGUGUAUUGUUUACCCAUGUAGUCGAUCUGUAUUCAGUCCGUAGGACUGUUUCUGAGUCAUAUUGCUUGUUUUAUGGGCAUAAUAAUUUUCUUAAGAUAUCCCUAAUGCCUCUAAAAGAAGCAGCAACUAGUAAUUUACAUGAAGGAUUAUUUUAGAAAAGCAUUUCAGUAUUCUCCUGAUAAAAAGACAAAGCACUUUUGUCUGUUGGGGAAACAUUUGAACAGAAAUACCUCUCAUGUUACGCUGGUCUAACAGGAAUAAAUGACCUAAUAGAAGAUAAUUAUUUGAAGAUCAGCUUGUGCCGAUGAUUGGCUGAUAAAUCGAUGUAUCCCUAUACCAAACAGUAUAGCAGUGUUUUUGUUCUCAUUCAUACUGUUGCGAAUGUGAUGGCAGCUAUUACAUUUUGUAAUGUUCAAUGAUAAAUAUGUUUUGUUAUUGCUUAUUAGAAUGUUUUUCUGGUUACAUUUCCACUGGGUUGAUGUCAAAUCUUUGGUAGAGCUGCAGUUUAUUAAAUGGGACAACCCUGUGCAGCCUGCGGGGAAAACAGUUUUUUGUUUUGUUUAUAACACAGACAAAAUACAGAUUCAGGCCGGAGUCAUUACAUCUCCAAUUUUUAUUAGAAAAAGUGCCAAACUUUGGAAUGGAUCAUUGAAAACAUCUCGAGUCACAUUUAGCUCAAUAUGCCUCAUUCCCAUUAUGGUUCAUAUUUCCCCUUCAAUACCAAAAUAAGUCUUAAAUGUCCAAUAAAAUAUAUUUUUGUUCUUAACUCAUCAUGAUAUUUACUAUAGUAUAUUUUCCUAUUACACACUUUGAAAGACAGAUUCCAGCCUAACCAUGAUCAAAAACCAAACAAAUGGACGGUUUAAGGUUUGGAGCACUUAUGUUCUACAGGCCAUAGUCAUAGUUGGGUUUUCCCUCAGUGUAACUCUUGUAGAAGGCCUUGUAGGUGUCCUCACUGUGCAUGGUGGCUUUGACAGCCGGGUCCUCAAACAUGCGCUCCGUCCAUUUCUUCAGCUCAGGUGUGCUGUCAAGGCAGCUGAAAAAACAAAGGGAAUGCAAUCAUUCACUCAAAACCAAAAUUCAACUCAUGAAGUCGCCCUCAUGAAAUAUCAGAUAUCAUGAAGGAAAGACGACAAAGAAGACUUUGAGACUGUGAGACUCCCUGCUUUAUAUUAUACUUACUGUACUGAACCUAAUAUUUGCUCCUAUCUACAGUGACCUUGACUGUUAUGAAAUGCUUCUAUACAUAAAAUGUAUUUAUUUUUAAA